Effrenium voratum is the source of this 429-nucleotide messenger RNA. Lineage: Eukaryota; Dinophyceae; Suessiales; Symbiodiniaceae. The record is from the annotation of a GenBank genome assembly.
AUGGCAACGAUAUUGCGUUUUGAUCUCAACGAGUGCUCCUUCGUCUGUGAUGAGUGCAUGGAGGUUCCGGAUCAGUGUGCAGACAAUCCGGAGUAUCGGGGGGACAAUGUUGUUGUCCUUUGUCCGUCAUGUGCACGGGACAAAGGGUACACAGUGUUGCUCUUCGACGAGGAAGACGUGGUGCAUGAGGAAGAUGCGCCACGCGAGGAAGAUGCGCCACGCGAGGAAGAUGCACCGCAUGAAGAAGCAGCGUGGUUGCGUUUUUAUCGCAAUGAGUGCUCCUUCGUCUGUGAUGAGUGCGAGAAGGUUCCGGAUCAGUAUGCAGACGAUCCGGAGUAUCGGGGGGACAAUGUUGUUGUCCUUUGCCCGUCUUGCGCGCAGAGGAGAGAGUAUGGAGUGAUACUCUCCGACGAGGAGGACGAUGCCUAG